Molecule: messenger RNA, 18657 nt
Organism: Porites lobata
Lineage: Eukaryota; Metazoa; Cnidaria; Anthozoa; Scleractinia; Poritidae
Source: the annotation of a GenBank genome assembly
CCGAAUAGCUAGAGCUUGUAUCUGGAAGAUAGCUUUCUCCUGUAGAAUAUGGCUGAAGCUCGAGAAGUUGCAUUACCUAGUGGAUACGAUGAUGAGUUUGUAAAUCCAGUCGACGAAGAUCUGCACUGUUCAAUCUGUCGUCUGCCACUGAAAGAGGCCGUGCAGACGGGAAUAUGUGGGCAUAGAUUUUGUAGGCAGUGCCUUGAUGAACACUUUAGGAGGUUGGUGGUUCUAAAAAUUGUCUGAGUUGUAUUAUCAUGUCUGUGUCAUCAGAUAGUUAGUCUAGCUAGAGGUUAUUAUUUACUGGCUUCGAGAGACUGUUCAUGCUUCCGGAAGCAUGACGUAGCGAUGCAAUGCCGAAGUUGCGAGCUACGUGGAUCUAAUAUAAUUACGUCGACAGAGACUUUGAAUUUGUUAGAAAGAGAGGUUAUUAGCCCGGGCUAAGUGAAAUCGCUCGUCAUUGCUAUCGGUCUUAAAAUUAUAGUCUCUCUUAACUUUUUUAAGGCUGACAAAGCGCAAUUAAAUACAAUGCACUCCAAGAAGGAACAACUUAAUUCCUGCAUUAAUUAUCCGAGCUACUCCAUCGACUGCAAAUUGGCUAAGUUCUCUUAUGUUGAGCGAACAAACAUGGGAGCUUUGCAAAGUUUUAUCACAUGGCAUAAAAAGGAAAAAAAACCUUUUACUUCAAAGAUUUUAGUUCAAGGCUCUUGUUUAUAAAACAAAGGUGGCUCAAUCAGUCUCGGAAUCGACAGCGGUGAAUCGAGCGAGUUCUGCUUCAUGUUAAUUAUGCUGAUUGUGAAAGGUUUGAACCCAGGAGUCAUUUCAAUAGUAGGUUGAGUUUGAUCGUCCGGGUGAACGUAGUCCUGAAUAGGACUGUUGUUGUUGACAGUGACUGACGUUUCGACAACCUGUGCGGUAGUCAUCAAAGUGAGUUGUAUCACGUCAGUUGAUGGUAUUAUAUUCUGGUUAUUGAUCUGAUUGGUCAAUUACGUCGCGAUGUUAUUGGUCGUCUGUCAGUUAAGCCGUGUUGUUAUUGGCUAUGAAGACUCGUAAUCAGUAAUUUGUGCGUUUCGAUCCGUCUAUUGUCACAGUUAAUGUAAGAAGCCUGGCAGUCGCAGCAUUUGAUCUUGUAUACUGCUCCCUGUCUGUCCUCCGGUUUGUCUUUGUCCUUGACAUUAGUAAACAGUCGCCGUAAAGUGGUUAUCGGUUUGUGUGCAACAUGUAUAUUGUAAGGUUGUAAUAUACGUGCAGUAGUUUCAGAGGUGCCUCUAAUAUACGUGGAAUAGUUUCAGAGGUGCCUCUGAUGUACGUGUUGCACACGAACCGAUAACCACUUCACGGCGACUGCUUACUAAUGCCACGGACAAAGACAAACCAGAGGACAGACAGGGAGCAGUAUACAAGAUCAAAUGCUGCGAUCAAAUUGACUGGGUCUCUGCGACAUGUAUAACGUAUUUUACAGACUACUAUCAACGUCUUACUUUAGAAAGCUGGUUUACUAACUUAGAAAAAACGCCACUGAAUCGUAGCCAACAGUUACCAGCACCGUACAAACGACUUAUUGACGAGAUCAAGCAAAACUAACUACGAGAGAACGACUGGAGAACUGACAAUUUGACUAACAAUAGACGACUGUUUAACUGUGACAAUAGACGGAUCGAAAAGCACCAAUUACUGAUUACGAGUCUUCAUAGCCAAGAACAUCACGGCUUAACUUACAGACGACCAAUAACAUCGCGACGUAAUUGACCAAUCAGAUCAAUAACCAGAGUAAUCUAUAAACAGAGUAUAAUCCCCCGCAUCAACUGACGUGAUACAACUCACUUUGACUCUGAAGAUGACUACCGCACAGGUUGUCGAAACGUCAGUCACUGUCAACAACAACAAUCCUAUUCAGGACAACGUUCACCUGGACGAUCAAACUAAACCUUCUUUUGAAUUAUACUGAUUGUUGGCUAGGUUGCUAACUGGUGGUCAACUGAGACAUAACAGGUUGUUUUCUUUUUUAGUUGCUACUCAAGGCGUUUUUACAAAGCACGAGUCCUGAACUUGUUGGCAUUUGUGUUUUCACUUAGUCCGACGCAAUUGGUUUUCGCGUUACCCACGGUAGACAUGCACGGUGUAUACUUCAGAGAGUCUUCUGAGGAAAGAAAGCCUAAAAACGAACUUUUGACUCUGUUGUCACGAUUUGUAAAAUUGAAGAAAGUUUGACUACUAUCGGCUGAUAAUGAGUUGAAAUGGAGUGCAAUGAUUUUACAGUGGAACCUCGAUAUAACGAACCUCUAUAUAGCGUAGUCCUCGGUAUAACGAAAACGAUACUUUUUGCCCCAGUAAUAGUAAAAUAUAUGGAAAAGAACCUCCAUAAAACGAAACCUCGUUAAAGCAACGAAUUUUUCCAGACCCUCGCCUUCGUUAUACAUCGAAGUUCCACUGUACAUAAUCAUGUCCUUGUUCUGGUACAAACGUACAGUUUAAAUUCAUAAUACAGCCAGCAGUGAAGCCAGUCUACUUCUCUCUCAAUCGAAGUUUAGCCCGUAAACCAUGGAUAACGUCCCUUUCUGAAGUCUUACUGCAGCCCUGCAACGUUUCAUGCUUGUUUUCACUGUACCGUCUAUUCUCUCCUUCUCAUUUCUAUAGGUUGGAGCUCAACGGAGAACUGUUAAAUUGUCCUGUGGACCGGAACAUCCUAAUACGAGAUGCGGUAAGUGAUCUCUUACACUGCCGGUCGAUUGAAGCUGGCCAGGAGCGGCUGCUGAGCCUGCUUACUCCUUUAGUCUUUUCUACUCACUGACUUAUACUAAAAUUAAUAAUUAAUUAGCCAAUUCUAACACCAUUCCAUUCAUCCAUUAUAUUAUCUGCUUAGAAUCUGUUUAGAGUCUGGAUUUCAUGUAUAGUUCUUUCCUUGUCGGUAUAAUUUGCUAGGCUGCUUUUAGCCUUUUAAACAACGAUUAUAGCGCAGCUCCACGGGCGGCGCGAAGCUCCGCGCGUGGGUGGAGCCUCAUAGCUAAGGAAAUGUGGUAAUCUAUCCAUCCGAGAAAAUAUGGUAGACACGUGACCGUACACCGAGCGAGUGACCGUCCGUCCGCACCACAGGCAUACCAAUGUAAAAUAACUCAAUCAACAGGUAUGGCAACCCAAAUGCAACUCAAGGUUUUAUUUUGAACGAAAUCACAUGGCCGCCCGGACUUUUAGAAAGAAAAAACAACAAAGUCGUGUCUUUUUCGGCGGUUAUCUUUUAUGUUUACACUAACGUGGAUAACAAAGAAAGAGCUAGAGCGAGUUAUUGAAAACAAAGGAGACGAAUUUCGUAGUGAGAAAAACAUGGAAAUUCAAAGCAGCGGUGAGAAAAUGAGAAAUGCUAGCGGCCAGCAAGGUUAAAAUGAGCGGCGGUGAAAACUAAAAGCGAACAUGAACACAGGAAACAAAAUAUUGGGUAAACACAUUCGACAAUUGCUCCAUAAAAAUAAUGUGUAACUAGGAAGUUUGACGUCUUAGUCAUACAAAACAGCGUUGUCGGUGUGCUAAACAACGGCAAGGGAAAGACAAAAAAGCGUGCUGCACGUGCAAAUUUGCUUUUUGCUAAUCAGAAGAAAAGGUGUGCUGCACGUGCAAUUUGUUUUUUUUUGCUAAAUAGACCUUUUUACCGAUACGGCGGCCAUAUUGAAUUAAUUCGAUUUAAGGAGUAUUAUAGGAUGCCCAGGGGGCAUGAGCACAUUUCGUUUGUAUUUUUAAGCGCUUUUCGGGACAUUUUUUCUUAAAGUUUUCUUAGAAUACAGCGUGCAAAGAAAGUCGUGUCCGACAUCCUGGGGCUAGUGGAUUUUGCUAUCGGGCUAGCGAACUCUGUGCUUAACUUGCCCGACGGGCAAGUGAAGAUUUUUCGGAGAAGUAAAAUUUCAGAAGUACUGCAAAACAAAAAAUGUGUUAAAUUCCUAAUAAAGUCGAAAGUCGCUCCGACGAAGUGAGAUCUGCAUAAACAAGACGAAGUAUCGCAUUACAUGUCAGACGAGACAUAUUGAGAUCCGGCGCUUAAAGGAAAAGCAGAUAUUGAAAAAACUUUGGACGUUAAUGUUGCCCGUGACUAAUUCUUACUGAUUCAGAGAACGCUGUUUGUCUAAAUGUUGCUUCAUAAUCAUUUGUAAGGAGCCUAAAAGGUUUUGAUCCUGAACUCCUGGCCACCUCGUAUUGUUUUCACUUUUCAUGAAAAUCUUUUAGAUGAAAAGUUGCCAGAAAUAAGACGAACAUUUUUGUUCUUUUGAAACCUAAAAUCUUUGGUUACUUGUAACAAGAUGAACCACGAAUUUGCGUAAUUUUUGUUCCCAUGAUAUUUGCUCACUGAUGCGUGACUUGGCACUCGCAUUUUCCACUUUCCCGUGAACUUGAAACUUGACUCGGAAAACCGACUCCCAAACAAACCUUCUUCAGAAAAAUGAUCUUCUGAAUUCACUACUUUUGAAUGAGAAACAAACUGAUGAAAGCUAUCAAAUUUUUAUGCCUUUAAUAAUAUAAACAUCUCUCCUGUCAGCGGCUAAGAAAUACUCUCGCGGGAAAUUGCGCGGCAAAUUGCAGAAUGAAGUGCUUUUCUGGCAGCUUUUCGUGUUGUCUACGUUGUCGUUUAGUGUGUUCAUUGAGAACUUUGGUUUCACGGUUUCAACACCGUUUUUUUCUUAAAAAAUGUUUUUCUAAAUUGUAAAAUGUCUAAAAUGCAUGUUAAUCAUUCACGUGUUGUGGUGGACUUACAAAAAAUUCUACAGUGUGGCAGCGCCGAGAGCAAAACAGCAAAACUAGAUCAAACAAGUUGAAGACAUCGGGAGUGAAUAUUGCGUUGAACUCAAAGCGUUACAGAAGAUUGAGUAUUUGGACAUUUUCACGAGAGGUUAACCAAUAAUAUGUAGUUUUUAGCAUUGUGUUAUUUGUUAUUUGGACCUUCAUUCCGUUAGUUUCACUUAAAUUCCUUAUUUCAUCAUUCAAGACAAAGGCAUUUAUAAUCAAAAGUUUAACACCGAAUUAUUGUACUAGUGCACACUUUUACGGUUAUUUAUUGCUUUUGUUAAAUAACUACAGCUGAUUGUAAUGAAGAAAUGAAGCAGUAAUUUAUUAACUUACAGUGUAAUUAAGAAAGGAAUAAUUAAUUAAUAUAUUUUUUUCAUUCUGGUCGCGAAAAAAAUUUUUCGCGCUAGUAAAAAUGACUUUAGGGCUAGUAGAUGAAUUGACUUUCUUUGCACCCUAGAAUAAGAUUGUAAUGGGAAAAAAGAUCCCUGUGCCUUGUUUGGAUGUAAUAAUGAUCGCCUUUUUCCCGAGAAAUAUACAGUGAAAGACCAUAUUUCUAAUACUAAACUAGAAAAGGAAGAUCAUUAUUACAUCCAAACACGGCACAAAGAUCUUCCCUCUCGUUACAAUCUUAUUCUAAGAAAACUUUAAGAAAAAAUGUCCCGAUAAGCGCUCGAAAAUACAAACGAAAUGUGCUCAUGCCUCCUGGGCAUCCUAUAAUGCUCCUUAAAUCGAAUUAAUUCAAUAUGGCCGCCGUAUCGGUAAAAAGGUCUAUUAGAUCUAUUGGUCUUGAAGCCAUUUUCAUUGUCGUCUCCGUUUAACAUUACACGAUUUAAUUUUUGUGGUUUAUAAGUAUUACUGAACCAGAGCUUCGCUUUUAGCCCUGGCUAAAUCUAUAUAUUAGCGGAGCUCCGGCGCGCGAAGCGCGCCAGCGGAGCACCAUGGGUAAUAAAAUUUGGUAAACAAUCCAUCCGAGAAAAUUUGGUUAUGACGUAGCGUACGCCCGCACACUCUUUGCGGGGGAGGGAAGGGAAUCAGGUGUUAGCCCGUCCGGGGGAGGAGCAUGUUAUAAAUCGCGCGAUGCAUUUGUGCAACCCACCUGUUUCUUGGCGGGAAAUCGCGCAAGAAAUGACGUUGCUGUCGUCGCGUUCGAAAACAUGUUUACUUCAACCGAACUACCUCAUUGCAUAAGGAUUUUGUGUCCGGAGAGCUCAGUUUCUAGUAAACUGUUUCGAAGAAAUUGUUAUGGCAACAAACAAUAGCGGAUUGGAUUCAAACUAUUUGCUUGUAAGUGAAAAGCGACGGGAAAGAGAAGAAGAGAAAGGCAUAGAGUAAGAAUUAACAGGCGCGCUAGCGAAGAGGAUUCAAGUGGAAAAUUUAUGCAGCAUCUGCGACUUGUUCACUGAUAGCUGAAGCUGACAGAGUUUUGAGUCAUCUUGUGAUGUUUUUACCUGUCUUUUUGCACUGGAUCUACCAAAUGAAAUACAGCAGCUAUCAACAUUCUUUUGUUAUUCUUGGCUGGCUUCUUUACUGGGUUGUGGUUGAGAAAUGCGCCGCACGACAAAAAGAAAUCGGGAAUCAUCGUUUUCAAAAAUAAGCUACUCUUAGUAAGCUUACUUCGCCUUGCUGGACCAUGCGAAAAAUCUUAAGCGAUUCUGGCCUUACUUGAUGGGUUUCCGUGCUGCAUCUCGACCGGUAAGCUUGAGUAAUUUUAUUGCAUUUUAUGUGUUUUCUUUUUUCAUGUUUAUGCCGUCAUUUUACGCAAAUUUGUAAGGUUUGAAUCAGUUUAACUGACCUAGUAAAGAACUUAAAAAGUCUUCAGACAUUUUCUGACCGCGACUAGAAGAAAAAGUUCUGAAAAAUAGUUUAGUUAUCCUAUUGUUUGUAAAAAGAAAACUUUGAGCGAUAUUCUUGCCUGGAGUUCAUCUUGCAAAAUAGCAAACACUGCGAAGGCGGCUUAAAACUUAAAGGUCAAAUGAACCAAAAUUACGACCUUUUUUAUUUUAGUUCAAUUCUAGUGAAUUGUGUUUAAUAUGAACCAAAUACACAUACUAUGAAGUUUCAGCUCAAUUGAAGCAAGUAUUCCCGAGAUAUUCGCAAUUAAAAAUUGCUAUUUUUUGGCCCUAAUCUUCAUAGAGCGGUCGGAAAAAUUGUCGGAAAAAACAGCUUGUGACGUCAAUGUUGGUCAGGCGAAAAAAAGCGGGAAAUUCAAAACAGAGUUUUUGCGAGUCGACUUGGCGCAGAAGUGGUUUGUGCGGCCAUAAACCUAGAAAGAACAAGCAAUUUGUCUUCAAACGUUGCAAGCUGUGGUAACAUUCUUAUUAAUUAAUUUUCUCGAAGAAUACAUCAUAGUAAAACGGACUUUAACGACAUAUACUAAUUUCCUAGAGUUGUACUGGAAAAUGUGCGUGCGUAAGUCCGAUUUUUUUCAAGAUGCAUUCACAAAGUGUGUUCAUAUAAGAAGGUUCCUGGAUAUAUAAUUUCCGGAGCUCCACCGUGGACACAAAAACAAAAUAUCUUUGUAUAAUAAUCUGCCGAAAGAAAUUCAAGUUUGCCCACAAUGUGUUUGAAGUCACUGAACUUUGUCGCACUCGAGCUGAUAUUUUAAAACCUACGCUCGAUCGGACACUUCUAGCUUCGCAGAUCACUAAAAUAUAAACAAAAUCCUCAAUGUAGAAGUUUUGGCGUUGAUAUGUGGGCAGAAAAAGAGUUAAUCAGUAUCUAGUGAAUCUUCCCUAAGAUCGGUUUCAAAGCAACCAUAGUUUUUUAAACUUGAUCGUUUCGCGCAGAUUAAUUUUGCUUUGUGUUGUCAAGUUGAACAUGCAUAACCCCUGUUAAAAACCUACGCGUAAGUAAGAUUUCCUUCAAACAAAGUUAAAGUUACAUUAUAGCAAAAACUUCUUUCCAAUUAUGUAUAAGAUUUAAUUACCGAUUGAGGUCACUUUAAGGACCAUAGACGCCACUGGCCAAGCUGGCAAAGAGAUGCGACAAGCAAAGAACAAUUCCAUCAUCCAUAAAAUUCAGCUAAGUGAACUAAAAAAGCUUCAAUAAAGUUGCAAAACAACAAAUUUUCAUUAAAAAAACAUAAGGCUUAAGGCUCUUAUACCUGCUGACAAAGAAGAAGUGAAUUUUUCUGUACGGAAACAACCUACCUAAAGCUCUUAAAAGCAAAAGAUCAGUUGCAAGCUUCGCAGCCAAGCCAUGAUUCUGACUACUUAGCUACUUUUAAUAACUGGUCCAUGCGAGGGUCUUCAUUCAAGCAAAUUAAACUCAGCAAACUGAAUUAUUAGAAAAUACAGAAAACUGCACAUAAGGAUUUGUUUUGCUCGCUUCAGUCAAAUGCAGCUCCAGCAAUUGUUUACGGGCAAAGAGUCGAUUGUGUUGGAGUCACCGUCGGCAGUUGUCGUUCUCCGAGCCGCUAAAUGACAGCGAGUGAAAGGAGAAUUUGCGUACAGAGAGAUAUAAAAACUACGUAAUUAAAACUGAAAAAACUAAAGGAAAAAAACUCCGACUAUUAUCACUGGAGCAAACAGAAAAUGAUCGAAGUAGUCUUUUCUUCUCGAGUAAGCUUGCUGGCCUUCUAAAGUUCCGAGAAAGUUUUUAAAACUUUUAAGUUUUAAAAGCUUAAAAGCGCACAAGGUUGUUCACUCGCAUGCGUUAGCCGUUACGGUUAUUUGACUGAAGACAAGGAUAAAGCUGGUUCUGCAAAGGUAAAUAAAUCUGGACAUAUAUAAAAAAAGUAACCAUAACAACUAAUAACAAUACAAGCAGGUUUUAAUUCAACCCGGCGAAAGAAGGCGAAGCAAUGGACACAAAAUCAACUCACAAAUCGAAUGCACAAUUAUCAGGAAAAUACAAACCUGUUUGGAAAUGUUCAAAACGUUUUAUUCCACCUCAGACUGGAGGAAUGAUCUGUUUUUACUCUAACAUUGAUUGUUCUGAAUCCAAAGUAAUUUUCAAGUGAAGAAAAAAAACAACAACAAAAAAAAAACAACAAAAAAAGCCUUUACAAGGAGCAAACGUUCGCUCCUCGUGCAUUUCAUUCAGUCUCAGUCAGAACUCUCACAGAACGAGACAAACAAACGCAAGCGAUAAGGGAUUCGCAGAAGCUUGCGCAGAACGUUUUUCCGCCCUGAAAGACCAACAUUGACGUCAUAGUCUCCAGUCUAUCACGCGGCCAUUUCAGAAACGUUUUCGUGAAGUCUUCGGAAAUGCUCGGAUUUUGAUCUUUUAUCUUUCUAUAAAGGCUUGGGACGAAAAAUCUUUACCCAAAUCUCACUUAGGAUGGUUCUUUUUAGUGUUUGGUGAAGGUAAAGCGACAAAAGAAAAUAUGUCAAUUUUUUGGUUCAUUUGACCUUUAAGGCUUAAUUUAAAUCUAUUCGUGACUCAGCUUUACUCUCAAAACACGUCUUCGGGAAUAAAAAUUGUUGACCUUUAAAUGUUUCUUCGUAUUAUAUUUCUUGUCUUGAUUGUUUGUCAAGAUCUCGUUCUUAAAUGAUCGCUUUGCCCGUUGUUGUUUUCAGUCGUCCGUGAACGCGUUGGUCACGCUCUACGUCCAAUUUUUAUGCUCUGAUUGGCAAAAUUUGACAGGUGAGUUUAUGCGGAAAAUUUAUGCAGCAUCUUGAAACUUGUUUACUUUGACAGCUGAAGCUGACAGAGUUUUGUGUCAACUUGAGAUGUUUUUAACUGUCUUUUUCUACUGGAUGUACGAAAUGAAAUUCAGCUACUAUCAAGAGUCUUCUGUUAUUCAUGGCUAGUUUGUCUAUUGGGUUUUUGGUUGAGAAAUACGUCGCCUGUCAAAGUCGGAAAUCCGAUUUCGGAUAGCAUCGACUCGUUUUCGUUUUUCACCUUGCUUGAUUGAAAAGUCUGAAGCGAUGUAGCUUCCAGGAGCUGCCUGAGUAAUUAUUGUAUUUGUGUUUGUUUUUUUUUCAUAUAUCUAAUUUCAUGAAGCCGAGCGCAGUUUAUGAGGCUAUAGUUUAUGCAUGUUUGAAUUAAGAUUUGAGAUAAUGAUCUGACCUAUAGUAUGAGGUUUGAUUUAAGCUUGCAGAACUUUAAAAAGUCUUUAGUCGAUAUUUUCUCACCGCAAAUAGAAACAAAAAAAGGUUGCGUUUUUAUUUUAACUGUAGAAAGAAAGCUUUGCGCAAUUUUCUCGCCUCGAGUUCAUAUUUGAAAACAGCAAACACCGGGAAGCCGGCUUUAAAACAUAAACUUUGGCUUUAAGGUGGCUCCCUAGAGUAAAUUGGCCGUGCGCAAGCCUGAGCACUAGUAUGGCGCGAGCUUUAGAAUCCGCGCGACGUCCACGCAAAAAUUAAAACAAACAUGGCCUCUCAGGUUCGAAAUAUUCCACCCAAAAAACUUUAUUAACUUUCUGUUGAAGCUCAUUGUGCAAAAAGUUUGAUUAGUGUAGGUCAAACAUUUAUGAGAGCAGACAAUGUUACACCGGUUACAAUUCACUAUCGAUCUCCAUAAAAGUAAAUUGUAUGUCAAAACAAAGGAGAAAUUUUCCAAAGACAUUAAUUCCUUCGCUUCAAAAGUAGACAAGCGUUAAAUGGUCGAAGUAAAUGGUGAGUGGAAACUUUACUUAGAAAACAAAGAAGUAAGUGCACUAACCCAGAAGGAAGCAAUGUUGCUGUUUCUGGCCUUUGGUUCACGGUCAGCGGAAAGAUCUGAAAGAUCGAGCCAAUUCCCGAACAAACACUGACGAUUGUCGUCACUGGCGGAGCUCCUUGGUCACUUUAUUUCUCUUACAUUUGAUUUGAUUUAAGUAAUUCUAGACGUGGCUUUAAGACAAGAUAACAGGGAGUGUAAAUUUUUUUUUUGUUUUGCCGACUCUAUCACAUUGUUUAAAAAACUUAUCAGAAAAAAGGUUUCCCACUUAACUUGCAUCCUAAUCGAAGGAACCUUUCCAUCGACGAACCAACAUCCUUGUAUUUUUUCUUGUUUCAAACGUCCUUCAACGCACAUGCAAGAUGCACUAGAAAAUGUUUUUGCACAACGAGAAAUAAUUUUUACUCACAGAUUGACCCUUGACGAAAGCAAUAGUUGCCCGUCGAGACCUACGGUCUUGUACGUGUAGCUGAGGACAUGAUUUAAAGAUCGGCGCCAUCUUCUACAGCAGACUUUUAAAGAAAAACUUCGCCGUUGAAAUUAUCCCUAAAGAAGAACAAGGUCGAAAAAGUAUCCGGAAGUGGGCUGACAUUUGAAGAUCUGCAAACAGUGUACAGCAGAUUAGGAAAUGAAGGGCUUAUUGCGAUCCUUGCACAACCACCGUCUUCAUCUCCGACGAUCGCCAUCCUAACGAGUUACCAACACGGUUCGAAUUUUAACUACAAAAGUCAAGUACUGCGAGGAAAACAUCCUGUGUUAGGUAUAAAAUUGAAUCCGCUAUCUCUCCUUUUUCAACUGGCGAGACUCACCGUAAUAAUACUAAUAAACGGCUUCAAAAGAAUGGCUUUCGUACUCUUCAAAGAAACCACAUGUUUUCAGUAGCUUUGUGCAUUAUGCGCAUGCGGGCGUGAUGGCUCGCGCGCGUAUUUUGCUCACACGACCUCGAACCACGCGUGUUUUUCGGAUUUUUGUGACGUCAGCGCACUUAAUUAUAUAAUUAACCGUGAAUUUCUCGCGUUUCCUUCGGUAAAUUUUUUUAAAAAUCGCCUCAUUUCUUAACAGUCGCAGUACCUUUGUGCUGUCAUUUUUUUGUCAAAAACUGUAAGAGCUAAAUUCCCCUAUUAAGAAAAAUUACAAAUUUCAAAAUAUUGGCAAAACCGUCUUAACGACCCCAUGUUUUUUCCUUUUUAAAAUGUUAAGCAAUAUCGUUAAUAUAGAGUGGCAAAGUUUAAAGACAUUUCGGGAAAUUAGAAAUAUUAAGGGAAAUGGGCAAAAAUGACAAAAUUACUGCCUGGUUAAGGAUGCGAUGUUUCCAUGGCAACGGCCUUAAUCCAGAAAAUGAAACUUGAUAAAGGAGCCUUCUUAUAUGGGUAACCUUAGCGGUGAAUCUCGUGAACAAAAUCGCAACGACAAAGUAACUAGAUUUCCUUCUGUAACGUAUGCUUGAUAGCUCGGAUUAUUAGUAAAUACUCUAGGGAGCCACCUUAAGCAUAAAGACUCAGGAUUCUUAGAGACACUUUGAUACUUAAUUGUCUUCGUGAAUGAAAAUUGUUGUCUCUGUAAAUAUUUCACCGAAUUAUAUUUCUUUUAUUGAUUGUUAGUAGUCUCUCUUGCAAUUUGCCGUUAAUGUUUUCAGUUGCAGGAGUACUCAAAACGUCGCGCGUAUUAAACGCUUGUUAAGUUUACAAAUCCUUAUAAAACCAUUAAAUAAUAAAAAAAAAACCCACAAUAAAUUCUUUAUUAUGUUGAAGUGUAACUCUCUUAAUGUUCAUUCAAACACUCCACAGCUUGCAACUGGCCGGCCGUUAUAUAGGUGAUUUUGGAACUUUUUUUAGCGGUUUCGCUAAAAGCCCACGCGUGCUUCGAUCGUCCUGAAUAUUGAAUGAUUGCAAUUUAUAUUUCAAAACUAUGAAAUACUGCAUUCUGUCUGAGGUCUGUAUGAUAAAAACAGCGCCUCGUAGUACUGUUUCACCUCAGACUGUCAGAUGUGAUGUACAAAAAGUAUAAAAGGUUGGUUAACACGCCCCCAGAUUUGUUAGCAAGAUUUUGUAAAGCAAACUUGUCAAACGGAAAAAAUUCUGCCGGAUUUCCUUUCCAAGCAUUUGUUUUCCAGGCCUAAUCUACUGUGAUCAAGAGCCUUUAUGGACGUUAAAUGUGAUCGAAGAUGAUUGCUAUUUUUUGGGUGUACAUAUAAAGGCCGUCAACUCGAUGUAAGGUUUGGUGCACUCUUGGACUGUUAGCAAAUUAUCAAAGUUCUCUCAAAUCACUUAGCUUUAAUCCCUCAAAACAAAAGUCACAUGAAUGUGCUCUAAAGUGAACUGAUUUGCGGAAUACAAGUUUAUUGUUUGAUUGAAAUUACAAAUUUAUUAAUGGGAGCUUCGCUUUUAGCCCUGGCUAAAUCUAUAUAUUAUGUUAUUCCCUUCUCCCUUUCCAUUAAUGGUGACUCGUCCCACUUAACCUCGUCGCAAUAGUCAUCUUUAUUUAUUGGUGAACAAUGUAAAGGCCGCUUCAUUUAGCCUUCAAAACUCAUUAAUAAUUCACAAAGAAAAAACAAAAGAAAUGAAUGUUUAAUGUUUAAUGAAUGUUUAAUUUAUAUCUGAUAAAGAAACGCACCCUUAAAUUAAAUUAUUAUUCAUUCAAAUAUUUCCCCAAUUCUGAUUGGCUAAAAGCACACGCAUUAUUCACCAUAACUAGUUACUGAUGACCAAAUUUGGAAGAAUUUUGUGUUUAACGAGGAAAUGACGUCAAAAAUGCAGUCCUCUACAGGUUAACGCACCGUUAACAGAGAACGCCUGAGGACGAGGUUGAAUUGUUUUCACUCGUUUCAAGAGUAAGAACUACAGCUGGAACUAGGCGAAAUAAUAGCUAAAAACAUGGCAAAAACAGCAAAAAGACAACUCGGAGGGCGACAUCUGCUAUUUGGAGAAUAUUUGCGGAGCUGAACAAACCUAAACGUACACUAUCGAAGAUGAACUUAACAUCGAUGCAGGUAAGCAUGUUUUAGGAAUUAUUUUUAUCCAACUCGACCUUCGGCCUCGGUGGAUAACAACCUCCUCGAUCUGCUCAAUUCUUCAUACCCUACUCAGCCUCAUUCAUUAAUUGCUAAAUAAGAGAUCUUUCAAACCACACCCAAAUGUAUGUUAUUCAGUGAAAAAGGCCAAAAAAUAUGUAUAUAUAUGCAAAGAAUCAGUCCAAUGUAACUCUGACUGGAAUAUCCCAAUGAACAACCUUCCAACUACCUUCCAUCGUCGGGGUGCCGCAAAAGCCUUUCCCUUUGAAAUUAAACCUAGCAUAUGUAUAAAGAGGAAAGAGAAGAGUGGGAAUCCUGUUAUUUGGGGUCAGGAGCAAGUGUUAGAAGUGCAGUGCUCGAUUUGUAGAUGAGGUUUUUGGUAGCUUCGUUCCUCCUUGGUCGGAUGUCGACCAUAAAAUUUGCUUGACUACACAAAAUCUCCCAGAGGGUGAAUGGGUUAAAAAACCAAGCACGUAGUAUAUUUAUGUGAGUAAACAAACAAAUAAAUGGACAAAGGUUAAUUUAACUCUUUACUUUUUAGGACAUUUUCGCUGACAAGGCAACAAAAAGAAAGAUACUUUCCUUCAUCAUCAAAUGUCCUAGCAACGGUUGCCAGUGGACUGGUGAAUUGAGGUCAAAAACUGUAAGUGGCGCAACUCCAUGUUGUUUCUACCACCGUGAUUUACCGGUAAACUUCAUGUAAGAAAAUGAAUAGAAUUGUUGGUCUGUCACAGUGUAACAUGUGCAGAAGUCACGCCUUCAAGACUUGUGUAUUAUCAGUUGUUGUAUUUAACUGCAGAAGAAUACUUUCAACCAAGAUGAUAUACAUGUUAGAGAUGAAAAUGCAUCAUUUUCGUGCAUAAACUUGUUAGGUUCUAGAAACUGUCAAAUGACUUAAAUAUGCAAACUGAUAAGAUAAAAACCAUCCUUUGAUCAACCAGUUUUUACUUUAGUGAUGGGAGAUGGGCAGCUGAUAUUUUAUAAGCUGACAAUUUAUCUUUCUUGAAUCAGCUAAAUCAGCACUUUAUUGCUCGGACAUCUUGUUCUCAACUUGACAUUGGUUUUGUUUUAUGAUUGAUUUUUACCUUUAGAGUUAAUUGCAUGUUAAUGAGCAAAUCUUAUAUAAUCACAUAAGCUAAAAGGGAUAGAGUAUAAAGGUAGAGAAAAUCUGUGAUUAAUCGGAGAAAGAAAAACGGAGAGAGAGAGUCGGAGAAAGAGAAGUCAGUGAAACUAAGCAAGACAAAGAGAAGAAGAGAAGAAAAGAGAAGGAAAGAGUGAAAUAGUAAGAGAUAAAGCUAGUACGAAACACAUGUAAGGAAGGUGUAAGUCUAUUACUUCUGAAUUAUUUGUCUUUGUCCUUCUGCGAGUUCUCAUCACUCCCACUUCACACUGUCGGAGCACGUCCCCCGUUACAAAUAAGUAGGUUGAAUAUGACUGAGUCCGGGAGAGUGUAACAUAGAAUAGCAUAGUCAAUAGGGUAAGUUAAUGGUAUUUAAAUAUAAUUGGUUACAAUAGCUAACAACAAACAACUUACUUGGGCAUGAUGAUAGACAUGAUAGUUUCCUGCCGUGUCCGGGAACUAAACUGUCAACACAUGAACACCAAACGAUAAUUUUCUUUUCCAAAAAAGGACCACUUAACGUCAUGUCCCCGUAAAAUUGUGGCCUGCACGAACAAAAACUGCUCUGAGACUAUGACAAGGAACAAGCUACAGAAACACAUGACCACCACGUGUGCAUGGAGGAUUCUUAGUUGCACUCACUGCAGUGAAUCACAUCCGGAGUGUAAAACUAAGGUAAGAAUCUUAAUUAAUUGUAGAGGAGUCUAUCAUAUAACAUACCGUUGGCAUCGGUAAUAAAACUAUGAAUUUAGGUGAAUUCUGCUGUUUCAAAACCAAGCCAGCAUGCAGGAACAGCAACAGCGUCAACUGCAAUAAACGGUAACCUGCAUUGAUGGGUCACUUACCAACCUUCCAUAUAGCGUUAUUUUCAUUGUCUUCACCUGCAUUUAGUUUAGUAAGCGGUCAGUUGGCUUUACCAGCUCUACCAGCGGUGACCUCUUAACUUGGGUUUCGCGGUAAUUUCAAUGAUUUUAUUUUCUAGGCCCAUCAUGCCGAUUGUAAGAAAUUCCCAUUGAACUGUUCUCAAAACUGUGGAGCUGUCAUUCCGAGAGAAAAGGUAUUAAUACUAGAUUUACAGUAUUAAGCGCAUUGAAACAAUAGCCAAAUAAAUUUUAUAACACAAGGCCCUACGGAAACGUCUAUACCAAGUCAAGAAGUCAACACCUGCCUUACGAUUCAUUUAUACAGCUUGUGUUAGCUGAAAACCAAUCAAUUUUUUCUUUAUAUUUCGUCCACUUGUUGUAUUGAUUUUUCCGUAAGAUACGUAAUAAAAUAUGCAGAUUAAAAAGAGAAGGUUCCCCGGAGUUUACACCCGUAAAAACGCUGAAUAUUCAUUAACGAAACAAAACUUAAUUUGGUUUUUGUCAUGAAUUUAAGGGGAUAAAUAAUUUGAACGUGUGCCGCCUCUUUAAUAAAACAAAUUUUUGAAAAUGGGAGUUUCAUUUGAUAAACUCCUACACACGCACAGCUUUAAUUGCAGCAUCAUUCCUUCCUCCCAGAAUGAGAAGUAGAGAAAAUUGUAAAGAGAGUCGACCAGACAAGUGCUUGCAUAGCCUCCUUCGCAGGCAACUCCUUUUGUAACUGUUACACUGAUUUCCGUUCUCUCCCCAUUCUCCCACCGUUCUCUAAAACAGGUUGAAGGAAAAGGCGUCGCCUCCCCCUCGGCUAGGCGAGCAAGGCACACGAGAAAAAAAAAGGGUUACUCAAGAGACUUGGCAAAAAAAGUGCCCUUCCCUAAUUUGCUCAAUUUCUUUUCUCUUCAUUCAUCUUGGGGCUCAGAUUUAUCUUCGGCUUGUGCUAAACAUAACACAGCCGACAUGUGUGAUGACAGGGGGAAGAUCAAGGUUGAAAGCAAUGAAUCACGUGCAUUCCCUUCUUCUCCAAACCAUGUCUGCACUAUACGGCUGACGCGGAUACCAUUCUGUUUAAACAGCUAAUUUUCGAGUAAACAGUCUUCAACGGCUGCAAAUUCAAUUUUUGAAGCAAGGACCAGCUUACAAAAAGAAGGACCUGAUCCUAAUAAAGGAUCUAAUCAGCAAUAAGUGAAAUUAUAAAACAAAAGAAGCAAGGCUGAUUUUACAGUCGGGAAUAUAUAUAUAUAUAUAUAUAUAUAUAUAUAUAUAUAUAUAUAUAUAUAAUAUAUUUUACCAAUAUUUUGGAAGACACGGCCUUCCUUCUUCAGGGUCUUCAUAUAAUGAAGAGGCUAGACUAAGACGUUACAAUUUGAAAUAAAGAAUAGCGUGCAAUAUGAUACUAUAAUAACACAUGAAAAUUUAAAAAGUGAACGUUAACAGUACGUGAAAACGAAAACCGUUGAAGUAGUGAUUUGAAAGAAAUUUGAAAUGCAAAACAAGUUAAAAUAAAUGAUAACAAAUAGAAGAAAUAUAGAAUGUAUUACACUUCAUCUUUCUUAUUCAUACCUAAUGGUUCAAGAGUACUGAUUACCUCUCUCGAUGAGGUAUGUACAGCCCCCGAAAUGAUCCCGACCCCGAAAUGAUCCCCAUUUCUCUUCACGUGGACCCCGAAAUGAUCCCCAAUUAAUUCUUGGAAUGGAACUUGUUUUCCGUCACGGAAUUAUUCCUGUUGCAGCGUUUACGUUCUUAAAUCGCGUUUAACAUGUCGCUUCUGAAUUGAAAACGUUACAGUCAAGAACAGUGAUAGGUUUGGUUUCGCCUUUAGAGUGGAAUUUGUAUGAGGUUUGUCCGUCAGAUAUGUAUUUUCAAGUGAGACAGUUUUUCCGCAUGGGUAUGAGCCCCGGGGCUGGUUGUGUUGUGUGAGAUUGCGAAGUUUGGCCCUAACUAGAAAAUCGCUGAGGUUACUACUAUGACUAUAAUCUACAAUGGGUGCAGCUUUAAAGACGUUAUAGCUACGGGGGGAUGAAAUAAGGAUGUGAAAGCGUUUGUGAAUAAUGGAUGAGAUAGAACGAAGGGAGGGGUUGUAGGUGAUAACGAAGGGAACACGUUCUGUUUUGCCCAGUGUGUAAGUGUCAUGGGGCGUAAGUGCUUCUGUCCGUGUGAUAUUGUUAACUCGCUGUAUUUCCCGUUGAAGGAAAUAGCGGUUAUAGCCAGGUUUGUAAAGACGGUCAAUAAGUUUUUUGGUGCGUAAGUUGAAGGUCUUCACAUCAUCAAAAUCUUCAGCGGCUGUACUGAUUCCCAGCUGAGUAGACAAUAUCUCUUUUUUGUAGAUUUCAGCCCACAUUGAAAAGGACUGUCCGCUGACAAUAAUUGCCUGUCCGUACUUUGAUCAUGUGGGCUGCGAAGCUGAGGUAAAUUCUAAGAGAAACAUGUAAGCGUUUACAUUUUUAAAUUUUUUUUUAAUUAGUUAUCAAAAUCCAACUCUUUUAGUGGUUUUCUGUAAAAUGACAAUGAAAGAGGAAAUCGUGCAUUAAGGAAAUCCGUUCACUGGCCUCACAUAUAAAAGGUAGUUUAAGUUUUCGGGUGUUUCCCGAUUUAUACCGUUAAAUCUAGAAAACAGCGUAUAAAUGACAAGUACAUGCUCAUCAUAAAAACUUGUUAUGUUUAUACUUCAGAUUCAGCGAAGAGAGGUUGAAUCGCAUCUUCAAGCAGCCAUGAGACUUCAUCUUGACUUAGCUUGUGUGAAAUUAGGCGACACACAAAAGAAGUUCGAAGAGACCACAAAAAAGCUAGUGGAAAGGGUCAAUGCUCUAGAAAAAGACAUGCACUCUAAGGAAAGGUGUGAAUCAUUUACGUGGAGGAUAGAUGGUUUUAGUGAGGUCUUAAGAAAAGCAAAAAGUGGAGAGCAAACCUUCAUAGAAAGCUCUCCAUUUUACAGAUAUGGAUAUAAAUGCAAGCUACGUAUACAUCCGAAUGGCUGUGACUCUGGAGAAAAUACUCACCUGACAGUAUAUCUGGUGAUAAUGAAAGGCGAAUACGAUACCACUUUAACCUGGCCUUUUGAUAAAAAGUUCACAUUUACGUUAAUUGAUCAACAAGAAAAUGAACACGACAGGGAGAACAUUGUUAAGUCCUGUACUUCAAACCCCAAGAAAAGAAGCUUUGCGAGGUCUGUAAAAGAACAGAACAUUGGGUGGGGCUUUGCUGAGUCUGUAUCCCACGAAGAACUGCAGAAAAGGCGCUACAUUGUAGACGACACUAUUUUUGUUCAUGUUCACUUUACUUCAGUAGGAUACUAA